CGCGGGAACUGCAGCAGCACUGAGCCAAGAUGGCGGCCAGCAGAACCGGAGGAACGUCUGUGUGACGCUGUAGAGCGGGAAACUGCAGGAAGUGGUAGCGGAGCACCGAGCAGACGGUAUCAAUCAAUCCCCGAUCACCGAUCAUCGAUCAGACGGUAUCAAUCAAUCCCCGAGCGCUGCUACAAACAAACGACCCGGAGGAUCGGUGCCGAGCCGCCGGUACCGGAGCCGCUGAACCCGGUGUUGGUGAUGCUGCAGCUCCCUCUGGUGGUGACGGCUCAGGUGGACCUGGUCCUGGUUCUGGUCUCCCUGCUGGCCCUCUGGACCAGACUGAGCCGCCUCAGCUACCCCAACGCUGUGGUGUUUGAUGAGGUGUACUACGGUCAGUUUGUGUCUCUCUACAUGAAGAGAGUUUUCUUCAUCGAUGACAGCGGACCGCCGCUCGGUCACAUGAUCCUGGCCCUGGGAGCGUACCUGGGAGGCUUCGAUGGGAACUUUGUGUGGAACAGAAUCGGAGCAGAGUACCCCAGCAGUGUGAGUGUGUGGAGUCUGCGCCUGCUGCCCGCUCUGUGUGGAGCUCUCUGUGUUCCUCUGCUUUACCUGUUGACUCUGGAGCUGAAGUUUUCUCACCUGUCGGCUCUGGGAGCCGCACUGCUGCUGCUGCUGGAGAACUCUCUGAUCGUCCAAUCCCGGUUCAUGUUGCUGGAGUCUGUUCUCAUCUUCUUCGUGCUGUUGGCCUUCUUCUCCUACCUGCGGUUCCACAACGCUCCCAACAGCUGGUCCAGGUACUGCUGGCUGCUAGUUUCUGGAGCUUCCUGUGCUGCGGCUGUCGGGGUGAAGUAUAUGGGCGUGUUCUCCUACCUGCUGCUGUUGGGCGUGGCCUCUCUGCACACGUGGAACCUGAUUGGAGAUCGAACUGUCAGUCAUCUGAGUGUGUGUGUGCAGUGUGUGUGUCGAGCUGUGUGUCUGUUGGUGCUUCCUGUCCUCCUCUACGUGUUCUGGUUCUACGUCCACCUGACCAUCCUGCACCGCAGCGGACCACAUGACCAACUGAUGAGCUCCGCCUUCCAGGCCAGUCUGGAGGGCGGUCUCUCCAGGAUCACUCAGGGUCAGCCUCUGGAAGUCUCUUACGGCAGUCAGGUGACUUUAAGAAGCUCCGCCUCCCAGCCAAUCCCCUGCUGGCUCCACUCGCACAAAGCCAACUAUCCAGUCAGGUAUGACAAUGGGCGGGGCAGCUCUCACCAGCAGCAGGUCACCUGUUACCCCUUCAAAGACGUCAACAACUGGUGGAUCAUCAAGGACCCCGGCAGACAGGAGCUGGUGGUCAGCAGUCCUCCUCGACCUGUCCGUCAUGGUGAUGUCAUCCAGGUGGUUCAUGGGAUGACCUCGCGCUUCCUCAACAGUCAUGAUGUAGCAGCUCCCAUGAGCCCUCACGCACAGGAAGUGUCGGGUUACAUCGACUUCAAUGUUUCCAUGCCGACACAGAACCUGUGGAGAGUGGAUAUCUCUAACAGGGAGGCGGACUCGGACUCGUGGAAGACGAUCCUGUCUGAGGUUCGAUUGGUCCACGUCAACACCUCAGCUGUCCUCCGGCUGAGUGGUGUGUCUCUUCCAGAGUGGGGUUUCCGUCAGUUGGAGGUUGUCGCUGAUAAACUGUUCAAAGCUCAGAGCAGCAGUUUGGACUGGACGGUGGAGGAGCACCGAUAUGGAACCAGUCAGGAGCAGAAGGAGAGGGAGGCGGAGCUUCAUUCUCCGACUCACAUCGACGUGGACAGAAAGAUUUCCUUCUGGGCCAAAUUUAUAGAACUUCAGUGGAAGAUGUUGACGGUGAAACAGGAAGACUCUGAGCACAAAUAUAGCUCCUCCCCCAUCGAGUGGAUCACCAUGGAAACCAACAUCGCAUACUGGCUGCACUCCUCCUCCAACGCUCAGAUCCAUCUGAUUGGUAAUCCGGUAUCGUGGGGCGUGGCCAACCUCAGCCUGCUGGCCUAUCAGCUGCUGGCUGCCAUUUACCUGCUGAGGAGGAGGCGGGGCUUCAAAGACCUCCCUGAUGGUGUGUGGACUCAGUUUGUGUGUCUGGGCUGUGUGUGUGUUGGUGGCUGGUUGGUGAACUUCGUCCCGUUCUUCCUGAUGGAGAAGACUCUCUUCCUGUAUCACUACCUGCCCGCCCUCUGCUACCUGUACCUGCUGAGCCCCGCCCUGCUGGAGCACGCACACACUCACCUGCUCAGCAGUGCGACACACCGGCGUGCGCUGUGUGUGUGCGUGUCGGCGGUGCUGCUGUCUGUCUUCUUCUCGUAUCGAACCUUUUGCCCUUUGACCUACGGCAGCCCUGAGCUCUCGGCCAAUCAGCUGCAAGGACUGAAGUGGAGAGGCUCCUGGGACAUCCUGUACCGCCGCCGCUGAACUUCCUGUUUUUGAACUGUCCGUGAUGUCAGCAGUGAUGUCAGAGGUGAUGUCAUGUUGGAGGCGGAGCUUCAGCCUCAAUAAAGUGAAACAGGAUCAAAUGUCUGAUUGAUGUGUGACAUCAUUUCCUGUUGUAGAAGACUACAAAAUAAAACACUGCUUUUAUUUUGA
Molecule: messenger RNA, 2577 nt
Organism: Dicentrarchus labrax (European seabass)
Lineage: Eukaryota; Metazoa; Chordata; Actinopteri; Moronidae
Gene: pomt1
Product: protein-O-mannosyltransferase 1
Exons: 21
Coding region: 250-2406 (718 amino acids)
Biological process (GO): protein O-linked glycosylation via mannose
Cellular component (GO): endoplasmic reticulum; membrane
Molecular function (GO): dolichyl-phosphate-mannose-protein mannosyltransferase activity
Source: RefSeq, a predicted model, not a curated record